UGUUGUCGUCUUCCCUAUUCGAAGAAAUUAUCACACAGAUAAAGUUUUUGGCUUCAAAAGUCAUUCUAAAUUAUGUAGGGUGCUAUUUAGCAAAUAUAAUAUUAAUAAAUCUGAAAAAAAUCGACUUAUUUGUAUAAGAAAAAAGAAAUCAAAAAAAUGGAUUUCUCAACCACAGUAUCAACCGAAUACCAAUGGCCUUUUCCAAAGCCCAUCAUCGGAAAACCAUGCCAGCCGCCGUCUCCAGACUCGGCGCCGCCGGCGCGGCCCGCGCCCGUCGCUCCGUACUGCCACUGCGACGCGCACUCCUACUCGCCGCGCGUCCAGCAGUACCAGCAGCUGCUGGAGAAGGAGAAGAAGCUGUGCGACGACUACGAGCAGUUGCGGAGACAGAUGGUAGACGUUACAAAUGACAUCCUGGACCAUCCUUGCGACGAUUUAGACAGCAAAAUGACCACCAUGUAUAGAUCCACAUACCAGAAAAGAUCAUUCCCAAUAACCGAGUACCGAGCCCUAAUGGCCGCGUCGCAGUCCCCGGCGCCCAUCCCGAUGGAGAGCAACCGGCUCGGCGUGCUGCGCUGCUACAAGGACCCCACGCACUUCUCCGACCCCCCGCCGGUGGUGCGCCCCACCAUCGAACCCCCCCGCGAGGUCCAUACCGGCGUCUCGCCCAAGUCCUUCACGCUGUACAACGCGGACUUCCCUGGGAGGACAGAGUACCAGGACACGUACAGUGCGUCGGCCAAGGCUUGUUGGAGGUCCAUGCAGAGAUACAAGGAGCCCCUGCCGUCGACGCGGCGGCGGGCCGAUGAUCCGUGCGUCUAGUUUUGUGACAAUAAAUGUAAGGGAAGACUGU
Molecule: messenger RNA, 853 nt
Organism: Leguminivora glycinivorella
Lineage: Eukaryota; Metazoa; Arthropoda; Insecta; Lepidoptera; Tortricidae
Exons: 6
Coding region: 157-822 (221 amino acids)
Source: RefSeq, a predicted model, not a curated record